AUGAUCGGCUGCUACAACACAAUCAAGUGCACCGGAUUACUCUCCAAUCUGCUAUAUAUGUUGCUGGCAAUUGGCAUUAUAUCUGCAGCAGAUUUGGGCUUAGAAAUGGCUGAGCCAAAUACACCGGAACAUACAUAUUUUGUGGAAAGUUUAGUUUUAGGUGGCACUAUUUGCAUUAUAGUGAUUUUUGGGUGCUAUGGUCUGGUCUGUAAUCUUCUGAGUGUUAAUAUUAUAUUCACCUUGUUCAUCUUGAUUAUUCUGGGCGUGGAGUAUCUGCAGCUGCAUAAUUAUGGCUAUUCACCACUUAAGCGCCACUCUGUUAGUCCGUGGCAUCAAUUGGAAUUGGCCUGGCAUGGUCUCAGCAAACAAAACGAUUCGGAAACCAUGCAGCUAUAUGAAAGUAGUCAUCAUUGUUGCGGCUACAACAAUGCUGAUGAUUAUAAAAAUUUACAUUUACUGAUCCCAGCAAGUUGCUAUCGCUAUCAACCUUAUAAUGAUGCCAAUGACACUGUCUCCGAUAGGCAGAUAAUCUAUCCACAUGGCUGCCUGGAGACUUUGACUAAUAGCCAGCAAUAUGUACAGCAACGUGAUAAAGUCUUUAUGUGGUCCAUUGUUGGCCUUGAGAUCUUCAUACUCGUGCAAACGAUUGCCCUCAGUUGGCUACUGUAUAAGCUGAAACAGCGUCAGCGCAUCCGUCGACAGGUGCCACCAGGUGUGAGGCGUGAACCGCGUGCCAAUCAUAUAGCCGGCUCACGAGCUCAGCUAUUGCAAAAUGUUUAAUUUCAUU
Molecule: messenger RNA, 787 nt
Organism: Drosophila willistoni
Lineage: Eukaryota; Metazoa; Arthropoda; Insecta; Diptera; Drosophilidae
Product: protein late bloomer
Exons: 4
Coding region: 1-780 (259 amino acids)
Cellular component (GO): membrane
Source: RefSeq, a predicted model, not a curated record